CUCCAUGGGCCAAUCAUAACGACAAACGACAACAGACGACGUAUUUGGGUACUUUUAUUGGUUACUGUAGGUGUCAUUGCUAACACAACAGGAAGUUUACAUUUUGCUGUCAAUAGAUACAGGAUGGACAACGUACCUGCUCUUCUUUAAAAGAGCACCAUGGGGAACACAGAGAGUGUGGUGGUGCAGAAGCGGCUGGCCCGUUUCCGUCCUGAGGAGCGGCCUAUGAUUGAAGGGGUCUUUGACAGGCUGCAGGCCCCUUCAGGAGCUCCUGGGAACACACCAGCUGUGAAGACUCUAACGUUUGAGAUGCUGCAGUCUUCAAUGGGCAGCCUGGUACCACAUCCCAUGGUGAGGAGAGUCUACCAGUGCAUGUGUAGUAUCGACCCUGAACUUGCAGCACCUGAAGCAUCCAGGAAGUCCAGCAACUCUGCUGCCUCUGGAGUAGGUCGAGAGCAACUGGUCAUCUUUCUAGCAGACACUCUGCGAGGCACUGCAGAGGAACGGGCUCCCAUUGUCAUGGCCAUGUCUCAGAGUAGAGCAGGGGCAGCAAUGGUUGUCACAUGUGACCAGGUAGCAGAGUUCCUACAGGACCUGAUUUCAGCUGUAGUUCAGAUUCUGGUCUACAGAGGGCGUCUGCAGGGCUGGAAGCCAGACAGAAUGGGUGAUGGUGCCCUAGGUGUCAAAUUACUGGCAGAGCAGAUGUGUUCUGAACUCAAACCCUCAGAUCAGGGAGGUUGUGAUGUUUCCUGUUUGGAGGACUGGAUCUUCAGGGCCCCCCAAGUAUCUUUGUACCUGGAGAUGCUGGUAGCUGAGGGCCUACAUUUAUCCCUGAGUAGCCGACUGGCCUCACCCCUGCUGCCUCCCUGCAGGGAGACAUCUUGGAAAGAGCUUAGCUGUCUGCUGGACCUUCUCACCCUCAUGUUUCUGGCACCACAGCUGCCAGACGGCUACAGUGCCCCCUGGAAACUUGUGUUUUCUACACGGCUGCAUGGGGAGAGCUUCACCAGGAUGGUGACUGGUCUGACAAAACAUGGUCCCACUCUGCUGCUUAUCAAAGACACAAAGGGACAUGUUUUUGGGGGCUUUGCAUCCCACACCUGGGAAGUCAAACCUCAGUUCCAGGGUGACUCCAGAUGCUUCCUGUUCACUGUAUUCCCCAGACUGAGAGUUUAUACAGCGACAGGAUACAACCAACACUUUAUGUACCUCAACCAGAAUCAGCAGACCAUGCCCAACGGACUGGGUAUGGGUGGUCAGCACGGCUACUUCGGUCUGUGGUUGGACAGUAAUUUUGGCAGUGGUCAUAGUCGCGCAAGACCCAAGUGCACCACCUAUGGCAGCCCUCAGCUCUCUGGAGAGGAGGACUUCAGCCUGGACUCAAUGGAAGUGUGGGCAGUCGGAAAACCCCCAGAACCAGAGGAGGGAGAGGGUAAGAAGAGUAUCCUGGAUGUUGAUCCUGAGGUCCAGGCGAUGAUGGAGAUGGCUGGGAAGACUCUACACAGUCAAGGCCUCAGGGAGCCUGAGGAAGACCAGGAGCACUGAGGGGCUACAUGGCGAUAGACCAAAACACCUUCUUGACGCUCCAGGCCCACCUUGUCACAAGAUUCGAGUUUAUCAUCUGACCUAACUAGACAACAUUUACAUCAGAUCAGAGACAUGUCUCCAAUAUAAGCUGUGAUAUUAGAUUUAUUUUCAGUUGCCUUUGUUUCUGCUUGGACCCUUUAGCACACCAUCUGCUCUCUCUUCCAAUGAUACAUGACACUACAGUCAUCCUCAUGUUUCCAACCACCGGAUGUGAAAAAUGGUGUUGGCUAGAUGUGAUCACAACAUAAACAGGGCUGACAGAGCCUUAAUAACAUCAAAAAGCAACCUAUAAACGGUCGCUUUCUCACUCAACCCAAAGCCACAUUUCAUAUUCAGUGUGAAUGCGACUAAUAUAUCAUGAGUGUGUUCACACUUUUUUACACCAAGCUACACUGGCGCUCAAAGUAUUUUUUUGAUUAAAUAUUCAAGAAUUAUAACAGAAAAAUCUAUCAGAAAGAUAGAGGAACAAAUCUCUGCACCUUCAGUUGACCAGAAUUCAACACAUCCACAUCAACUCUGUUGUUAUCACUAACUGAAGUAUUACUUAGAGGAAAGGGAAUAUGAGCUCAAGGUAAAAUAAUACAGGGAAUAAACAUCUGGUAACAUCUAAGUGUAAAUGUUUUUUGCGUAACAUUAAUUUAUUACUACAGUGUCAGUUUACUGUAUUUAUGCAUUUGAACAUGUGGCUCGACAUGAUCCUUCAUAAAUGGUGUAACCGUCUGAGAAGCUAAGGAGUUCUUCAAGGAAUUUCCCAAAUACCAGAAGAUACAUAAUGAUAAUACAUUUAAUUUGGAUAGCGCCUUUCAGGGUGCCCAAGGACACUAUGGCGUGCCCUGAAGCCAAACUGAAGGGGUUCAUAGAGCUCAUGGUUGAAAACAUAUUUUAAUUUGGUGUUUUUUUGCUUUGAAAUUUGAAAAAUGCUUCAAACAACUUGAAAUUUUAACUGCUUUACAUUCAUUAUAAAUUGACUCUGGCUUGUAAGGGUAUAUAGGAUGGCAAAUAUGAAGCUUUUUUGUGUUUGCUAUCUGAAGGGUGCUAACACAAAACAUGAAUUUGGUUGUUUAAAGCACAACAUCUGAUUUAACCGGCUGAAGUGAAAUAACCUUUCUGAGUAUUUAUACAUGUAAACCACAGAUAUGAUUGCAGGAAAUGGCUGAAAAUAUACCUUGAAAAUUAUUCAAAGGUUUAAAGCUGACCAUGGAAAUGAUGUAAGAACCUUGAAUUAUGCAGUUGGGAACAUGAUUAUUAUCUCUUGCAAUAUUUUCAGUUGUCAUAGAAAACAGUUGAUGGUGUGUGUAUUUUGUACUUUGACUUGUGUUUCUCAGUUGAGUGAACAUUCGUUUGAUCAUAUCUGAUUUUAUCAAAAAAAGGCUGUAAAAUAUUGGCAUAAACAUAAAUGACAAGC
Messenger RNA from Acanthopagrus latus (yellowfin seabream), 2992 nucleotides. It is a transcript of the gene meak7, whose product is annotated as MTOR associated protein, eak-7 homolog. The record is from RefSeq and is a predicted model, not a curated record. NCBI's taxonomy places the organism in Eukaryota, Metazoa, Chordata, Actinopteri, Spariformes, Sparidae. The transcript is spliced from 9 exons. Gene Ontology annotation, biological process: TOR signaling. Bases 160 to 1545 code for a protein of 461 amino acids.